Perkinsus marinus ATCC 50983 is the source of this 156-nucleotide messenger RNA. RefSeq lists its product as hypothetical. The transcript has a single exon. NCBI's taxonomy places the organism in Eukaryota, Perkinsozoa, Perkinsida, Perkinsidae. The record is from RefSeq and is a predicted model, not a curated record. Bases 1 to 156 code for a protein of 51 amino acids.
AUGGCCGUUGAAACCGAGAUCCCCUUCACUUCGAUAAAACCUGGUCAGGUUAUUCUUGCCAGGCUGUCGUGUGGUGCUGAUGCUAUCGGAAAGGUCAUGGCCGAAAGUUUCGGCCCGAAACUGACAAUGACGAUACUGUCGCUCAUGGCUCACUAG